ACUCGCCAACGCUGCCUUUCUUGGCUGUCAGAAGGAGAGACUCACCCCGGCCGCAGGCAGUAUACGCGGUUGUUUAUAAUUUUUUAUUUUAUUUUUAAAAAAUUGGAAACCGAGGAGAAUAUCCUAACAAACAUGGUGGUGGUAGCAGCAGCGAGCGGGGGCGCCCACAAACUGCUCCUGAUCUCCGGGAAGCAGAGCAGCGGCCGCCCCAUCUCGGUCGUCCUACCGUCCGCCUCCAGCCAGGCGUCGUCCGACUCGGAGUCGAGCAGCUCGGCGGGGCCGCCGGUGCGCAAAAGGCAGCGGCUCACACACUUGAGCCCCGAGGAGAAAGCCUUAAGAAGGAAACUGAAAAACAGAGUUGCAGCCCAGACUGCUCGAGACAGAAAAAAAGCCAAAAUGGGUGAACUGGAACAGCAGGUCCUGGAGUUGGAACUAGAGAACCAAAAACUUCAUAUCGAGAACCGCCUCCUCUGGGAAAAAAACAAAGGACUGCUGACAGAAAACGUUGAACUAAAGGAAAGACUUGGUUUGCACACCCUCGACACAAAGGAGGUUCAGGUGAUGGUGUCCGGUGGGAAUGAAGCAGGUUUGGGAAUCGGGUCUUCUGAGCGCAGCACUCAGGCUACGUGUGCCUCUGCAGCAGGUGCAGACCCAGCAAUUCCAAAACCUGAAGACUUCUCAAUGGAUACAGAUAGUCCUGACGCUGCAGACAAUGAGUCUGAUCUGCUCUUGGGCAUUCUGGACAUCCUUGACCCGGAGCUUUUCCUUAAGUCUUGCGAGCAGGAGUGCAAGGAGCCACCGGUGCUUCUUGUCAGCGGAGGGGACCCAGUACCUGCCGCCGCCCCUGCACCUCUGGGGACCCCAUCAAUUAAGCUGGAGGCCCUUAAUGGACUGAUCCACUUGGAUCACAUUUACACCAAGCCAGCAGAGGUGGCCAUGGAAGACUGCGAGGAGAGCAGCGACGACGACGACAGCGUGAUGGCUUCCUUCCCUGUCGCCGAGGUGGUGGUCGAGGAAGAUGAGGAGGAUGUCUGUGUUAAAGAUGAGCCGGAGGAAGUGGUCAUCCCCACAAAGAUGGAUGACUUCCUCUGCAUAGCCGCCGCCACCUCUUCCACUUUGCCCACCAUCAGCGGCCUGGACAAGGAAGCCUGCCUGGCGGACAACUACAGCGACUCUGGAUACGAGGGCUCCCCAUCCCCCUUCAGUGACAUGUCGUCCCCACUGUGCUCCGAGAACGCCUGGGACGACAUGUUUGCCAGCGAACUCUUCCCCCAGCUCAUUAGUGUCUGAACAAGCUCACAGCUUUUUUUUUUUUAAUAUAUAUAUAUAUAUAUAUAUAUAUAUAUAUAUUUUUUUUUUUUUUCACACUGGCUAAGCACACGAUCUCCUUUUCACUUUACAGCAGGUCUGUAGUGCUUGCCAUGCUCCAAUGCCUCAAGGGAGAUGGAGUUCACGUCAAGAUUGCAAAUACAGUAUUGAAAAAGGGGGGAAGGGAGAAGAGAGGGAAUAUCAUUUAAAUUUGAAAUAUUAUUUGUGUAUUGUGCUUCUGGGUCGCUGUAUGUCCGCGUGUACGUAAACAAGCUUCUAAAUGUUAGCUGCUCUCCUUGUAGUCUUAAUUACUGCAUUAAAAAAAACUUUGCUUUGCA
Messenger RNA from Phycodurus eques (leafy seadragon), 1646 nucleotides. RefSeq names its product X-box binding protein 1 (gene xbp1). Gene Ontology annotation, molecular function: DNA-binding transcription factor activity, RNA polymerase II-specific; RNA polymerase II transcription regulatory region sequence-specific DNA binding. NCBI's taxonomy places the organism in Eukaryota, Metazoa, Chordata, Actinopteri, Syngnathiformes, Syngnathidae. Gene Ontology annotation, cellular component: nucleus. The record is from RefSeq and is a predicted model, not a curated record.